UCAUUAUCUAUGGGGUUUUGCGUUGCAAUUACAGGGAGGACCGCACCCCAUUACAGGAAGACAGAUAUCAAACUGAUGAAUGCCGGACUAAAAUAAACGAUUUAACGGGUCUUUAUGACAAUUUAAGGGAGGUUUCGAUCUCCUCUUUCUCUAUUUAAUAUUGUGCACCUGUAGAUAAAUUGUCAUCAUGAGCAGUGAACUAGAAGCCCUUCGCCAAGAAACAGAACAGUUGAAAAACCAAAUUAGAGAAGCCAGAAAAGCAGCAGCUGAUACCACCCUAGCUAGUGCCACAGCAAAUGUCGAACCAAUCGGGAGGAUACAAAUGCGCACAAGGCGCACCCUUAGGGGACACUUAGCCAAAAUAUAUGCCAUGCAUUGGGCAUCUGAUUCAAGGAACUUAGUAUCAGCUUCACAAGAUGGAAAAUUAAUUGUAUGGGAUGGAUACACAACAAACAAAGUUCAUGCUAUCCCAUUACGGUCUAGUUGGGUGAUGACCUGUGCCUAUGCUCCAUCAGGGAGUUAUGUAGCAUGUGGUGGUCUAGACAACAUAUGUUCAAUCUACAGUUUGAAAACACGAGAAGGCAAUGUGAGAGUCAGCAGAGAAUUGCCUGGACACACUGGGUACUUGUCAUGCUGCCGAUUUCUGGAUGACAACCAAAUUGUUACUAGUUCAGGAGAUAUGACUUGUGCUUUGUGGGACAUUGAGACUGGUCAACAGACCACAGCCUUCACUGGCCACACCGGGGAUGUCAUGAGUUUAUCCCUGUCUCCAGACAUGAGGACAUUUGUUUCAGGAGCAUGUGAUGCUUCAGCUAAGCUCUGGGAUAUAAGAGACGGAAUGUGCAAACAGACAUUUUCUGGACAUGAAUCUGAUAUUAAUGCUAUCACUUAUUUUCCCAAUGGGUAUGCCUUUGCUACAGGAUCUGAUGAUGCUACAUGCCGAUUGUUUGAUAUUCGUGCUGACCAAGAGAUAGGAAUGUACUCUCAUGACAACAUCAUUUGUGGAAUAACAUCCGUGGCCUUUUCCAAGUCUGGUCGUCUGUUGCUGGGUGGAUAUGAUGACUUUAACUGCAAUGUAUGGGAUGUGCUAAAACAAGACAGAGCUGGAGUACUAGCAGGACAUGACAACAGGGUGAGCUGCCUUGGGGUAACUGAGGAUGGAAUGGCUGUGGCCACUGGAUCCUGGGAUAGUUUUCUCAAGAUCUGGAACUAGAGGGAACAAACUGUGCUACAGUAACUCUCGACUGCGAAUUUUCUUCUUCAUUCAUUUCUCAUGUGAAUGAUAAAAAAAACAGUGAUUUAAUGUGGAUGUUAGUUAUUAUUCAUCAAGUAAUCACACUUUAGGGGGUUUGAUAAGAAGGCUGUGAGUGCCUGUCAGACUGUCUGUGGUAAUUGGAGAUCUGUUGGUAGAACAGCCAGGCAUCUGGUAUACUGGGCCGCCAUGAUGACAUGGUACCCAUCUAUGAUAAAUCCUUCAUUGUGGAAAUCAGAUCUUGAUAAUUUUAAAAGUUUGUGUGUAUGGAUAUAGACGUUUCACAUGUGUGCCAUGUGAUGUGUCCUUUAUAUUUCUUUCAGAGUAAUUAUAUGUGUAUGACUGUUAAUUGAAAACACUGCUUUGUCUGCCUGUACACAAAAGAUGUUAUUUCUGACAUGUGGAUAGAAACAGUUACGAUCAAAUAUGUAAGGAGAAGAGUAACACAUCAGACCUUGCAUGUUGAUCAAACAUGGGAAUUUUUAUAUGUAUACAAUUUUUUCAUUGUUGCAGGAACAGAUCAUGCAACAGUUGUUUUAACUUGGUUUUUAUAAGUGAGCUUAAGUGACAGAUGUUUUCCAUGUUGUCAGAUUGAGAUGAACUGAUAAGUAUGGUAGCCCUUCUAAAUGUAGGCUUAUGUGUCCACACCAUCCCCCCCUCAAACCGGAGCGCUAAGUGUUGUUUUGUAUCAUAUAUUUAAUUAGUGCAAUGAAUACCUGUAUAUUUCUUUAUUUUCUGUGGAAGAGGAGCAAUUGAUUUUGCAUUCUCUUUCACAAUUUGUAUCAAAUUUUUACUUAUGAAUGUAUUUGUAGCAUAUUUUCAUGACUAGGAGUUUUAAUUUAUAUCUAUGGGAUAUUUCCCUCUCUAACAAAAAAAAAUUGUGUUUUAUAUCUGUCUUGAUCAAAUCAUGAGGAAAAUUCAAAAUAUUGUAACUAAAAAUGUGUUUCAACAGUAAAUUGUGGUCUUGUUAUUGCUGUCAGAUAUUUAUUAUAUCCGUAAGUACCACUAAGUGAGAAAGCAAUGUAACAGUAUGGGAGUGAUUGUGUACAAGGUCCAAACUGUGUUAGUGAUUUGUCAUUUGUAGUCCAUAUAUUAAAGUUAAAGUCAGGAAGGCAUUAUAUUGAAAGUUUUAAAGAUUAUGCAUGUCUAAUUAGUUCAAUAUAAUAUUUUUAAAAAAUGACCGAACAACUUUUGGGAAAUUAGGCAUAAUCCAGAAAGUGCUUUUAUGUGUUUGGAUUUCUCUGAUGAUGGAACUGUAUGUCCCCCGGGGAGAACCUCCUCGUUGGUUAGUGUAGGUUGCUUGCUCCAUUAAUCAGGGGGUGUAUUAACUAGUCCUUCACCUAUAUUGUAAUGUACUUCUCGAUUGUCAAUAAAGCUUUUUUGUCA
This is a messenger RNA of Saccostrea cuccullata (small rock oyster), 2638 nucleotides long. RefSeq names its product guanine nucleotide-binding protein subunit beta. Gene Ontology annotation, molecular function: protein binding; signaling receptor complex adaptor activity. NCBI's taxonomy places the organism in Eukaryota, Metazoa, Mollusca, Bivalvia, Ostreida, Ostreidae. Gene Ontology annotation, cellular component: heterotrimeric G-protein complex; cytoplasm. The transcript is spliced from 9 exons. The record is from RefSeq and is a predicted model, not a curated record. Gene Ontology annotation, biological process: G protein-coupled receptor signaling pathway. Bases 188 to 1213 code for a protein of 341 amino acids.